Cladophialophora psammophila CBS 110553 is the source of this 423-nucleotide messenger RNA. RefSeq lists its product as uncharacterized. The transcript is spliced from 2 exons. NCBI's taxonomy places the organism in Eukaryota, Fungi, Ascomycota, Eurotiomycetes, Chaetothyriales, Herpotrichiellaceae. The record is from RefSeq and is a predicted model, not a curated record. Bases 1 to 423 code for a protein of 140 amino acids.
AUGUCGACCAUUGACCUGGUCAUCAACAACGCCGGCACGAUGUGGUUUCCCGAGCACACACUGACUCCGGAUGGAGUCGAGUUAACCCUAGCUCCCCACCACGGGGCACGGACCGACACGCAGGUCUCGCCUCCUCCCUUCAGCGACCUGGCCUGGACCAAGCCAGCCUCGGCCAUCCUCGAGAACGAAUGCCCAAGCUUCGCUAUGAUGAAGGCCGCGGGCAUCGAGCUCCACGGCGAACUGGUCAACGAGUCCAUGUCGUACGUGCCCACGGCCGCCUACGUGCACGGCAAGACGGCCAACUUGCUGUACUCGGUCGACCUGAACCAGCGCCUCUACGACCAACUCGAGUCCUUGAGUCUAGCUGUGCGCCUAGGCGAGGUGACCACGGAGUUUGGCCGCAACUUCUCCGACCAGGCGUGA